Messenger RNA from Durusdinium trenchii, 1725 nucleotides. NCBI's taxonomy places the organism in Eukaryota, Dinophyceae, Suessiales, Symbiodiniaceae. The record is from the annotation of a GenBank genome assembly.
AUGCCAUGUCCCUACAAAACCUUGGAUGUCCUGCCAUCGGCCAACGAAAAUGAGAUUCGUUCUGCCUACCGAAGACGCGCGUUGACAACGCAUCCAGACAAAGGAGGAUCAGCUGAAGCCUUCCGCUGUGUGGUCGAGGCCUUUGAGUCCUUGGUGGAUGCCAAUCGCCGCCAAUCCCUGUCUGCAGUGAGUCCUGAGAAGCCCAAGCAGAAGCCGGAGCGACCGGGGCGAACUGGGCGACCUGCUCCGCCGACCGCGCGGCCCACACCGACGGGUCAUGUGCCGCGUGCACCGACCGCGCGGCACGCGCCCCGUGCACGACCGAAGGGCCCAUCCAGCGGUGAUGCGGCGAAGUCACGGGGUGUGCCGAAAGCGGCCGCGACUUCAAAAGCUGAAAGCAGUAAUCAUGUGGACUAUGAUGAAAUGCUCUACAGAUUUAUGUAUGGUGAAAGGAAGAAGCCAAAGAUUAUGGCUGCUUUGCGUGAGCUUUCUGAAGAAGUCCUUCAAGGUUUCGCUCGAUACCUGGAGUCCGACACCUUGCGCAAGCCCACACGCCUCGCUUUGGAAGCUUGUCCAGCGAAGAGGAGAAGAAGGAGGAAAGCUCCGAUCACACAAGAGGAAGCGCAAAUGCCCAAGUUGUCCAGGGGCAUCGUGCGACAACACCGGCGAUUGGUGAAUGGCUACUACAUUGAUUACUCCGCGAGCGUGGGCUUUCACUGCAUGGUGAUUCGAUCGCAAUCAGUCAGAAGCCUGGACGAGGCCAUCGACUUUCAUAUCAGUUUAGUCAAGGUGCGGCAAUGCUUCCUUUCAAACUUGAAGUCUGGAACCGGUUUGGGGCCCUCCUUACGCGAAGCCAUCCACACCGUGGUCUCGGAGCGGCGUGCGGCUCAGCUCCCACGACUCCGCAUGGCCUUUCGCUUUCGGAAGGGGCGGCACAUGUCUUUGAGCUUCAAAGAAUCCGAUUUGGAUGGCUUCAUCACCACGUGGCAAGACAUGGCCAAGACAUACCACGUGCGCCAGCCGCGGCCGCCGCGUGACGCCCACGUGGCCGCCCGGCGCCGGACUCGCGUGUCGCACGAGGAGAGGGCGAAGAGGACCGAGGCAAAGUUCCAGGCCAAGCUCUCUUUUCUCCGCAAAGCCAUCUCCCGGACCUUGCUCCACUUGGCUAAGCGCCGCAAGCGCACCUGCAAGAAAUGGGGCGUGGAGGAGUUGCCGGAUGGCAUCACAGUGUGCUCCUUCCAGGAACCUCAAGACUCGCUGUGUGCCAUGGUGCGAUUGUCCGAUGGCACGCAGCGCCCCGGGCCCUACCGCAAGCGGCUCCGCGAAGCGGAGCGCGACCUGACGGAGCUGCGGCGCCUGGGGCGCAGCGGCGACGCGGCGCUGCUGGCGGAGCUCUUCCGCCGCGAUGCGGAUGCCAUGACGGCCUUCUUCGUGCAGGGCCUGGGACAGCCUAAGCAGAAGCGCCAGAAAAAGCGGGGCGCUGGUGCACUGGCAUCGCUGGAGAUUCUGAGCAGUGCCACACCCUUCGUGUUGCCGCAGUUGCCAGUGUUAGUCGACCUUUUUGCAGAUAGCAAGCUUGGUGCCCCUGCACAGAAGGCAGCCAAGGCCAUCGUUAGUCACUUGCAACCGAAAGGCCAUGGCAUCGCCUCGGAGGCCGAACGAGACACCGAGAACCACCGAGACGGAGGAGCGCGAGAAUCGUGGGCAUUCGGAAUUCUCUGCUGA